AUGGCCGGGUGCGUGGCACUGGCUUUGAACAGAAGAUUCUGGAAGCGAUUAACGAGGCGAGAGCAAGAGUGA
Messenger RNA from Gregarina niphandrodes, 72 nucleotides. RefSeq lists its product as hypothetical. Bases 1 to 72 code for a protein of 23 amino acids. The transcript has 2 exons. The record is from RefSeq and is a predicted model, not a curated record. Lineage: Eukaryota; Apicomplexa; Conoidasida; Eugregarinorida; Gregarinidae.